Messenger RNA from Tachysurus fulvidraco (yellow catfish), 3219 nucleotides. It is a transcript of the gene evc, whose product is annotated as ellis-van Creveld syndrome protein. Gene Ontology annotation, biological process: smoothened signaling pathway. The record is from RefSeq and is a predicted model, not a curated record. NCBI's taxonomy places the organism in Eukaryota, Metazoa, Chordata, Actinopteri, Siluriformes, Bagridae. The transcript is spliced from 20 exons. Bases 864 to 3164 code for a protein of 766 amino acids.
GAUGUGUUGCUUCAGCAAGCGGGGUGUGUGUCUCUACACUCGGGUCUGCUAUUGGGAAGUGUGUGUUCAGGACUGCUGCUGGGAAUGAUCGCUGCCGUAUUUAUACACACAAUCCUUUUUAAACCCUACUGUUUGUCUGCAAAGGUCUCUCUCUCUCUCUUUCUCUCUCCCUCUCAAUUUAAGAGCUUUGAUUAUAAUUAACCAUCAUUUCAGAGCUAGGACUAAUUCAUGGUGAAAGGAUGGUCUGGUGUCGUGAUGUGUUUAACAAAAGGCACCAAAAGCGUUAGUUCUGCUAUACUGUAGUGCUGUAGUGUGCACAGAAACAAAUUGAAAUAUGUGUAUUAAUGUCAAACUUAGAUCAAACUUUACAGAAAUUGACAUUAAAACAAUAGAAAUGAUGAUCACUGAAUAAUAAUCCAUCAUUUUUCCAUUCUUCUGUUCAAAGAAGGAGAGCCGAGCUUGCAUUUUUACAUGAAGCUCAUGUGUUUUAUGUUAUCUUGUAAAUUACAAAUUAACAGUGUAAAUGUGUUUUAAUAUUAUAUUAAUAUUAUCCGUGUUUACGUAGUACUUUCCUUCCAGAAACGCAUCACACCAGGACACCCCAUAAUUUCUCGAUUUAUCUCUGCAUGGUGAAUAAAACAACAGAACGCAGUUUAAUAGCGUUAUAUUCGUAUAUAGUACAGCAGGAAGUACGUCGUAUUUAAACUAUAACAGUAACACAUCAAUAUUCUACCACAUUACAGUUGACAAAGGUGUGUUUUAAAGUUUCCGUGAGGUAAACUUAGCGUUGUGUGCAGUCUAAAGGUGACCCGUGGAGCCUUAUAGAUGUGGGUGAGGGAGACCAUGAAACCGAGCAGGACGCCAUGGGAAGAAACACAGAGCCUGCUGAAAGAGUGAGCCGCACGGUCAGUCCUAUAAACAAUGACGUCAGUGCGUUUGCGCUCAAGGCUCGGGUGGUUUAUCCCAUUAACCAGAGAUACAGACCACUGGCAGAUGGAGCCUCAGAUCCCUCACCCCACGACUCCGCCUCCUCGUCUUCUGAUUGGCCGGAUGAGAGCGGCGAUGAGGAUGAGAGUGUUCUAUUUGGUCCUGUCCACAAUACACAUGCGAACCUCACAUUCAGGAGAGCACAACACUAUGCACACACACUCUCCUACCCAGAUGAUGAAAGGAGACUCGGUCUGCUGUAUGUGACGCUCCAGAACCUCCAUCAACAAAUGGCUCAGUUACAGAAAGAACAGUGGGGAAUUUUUCUCCAGAUUGUACAAUCUCUAUUCAGCACAGAUGAUCACCUACAACAGCAGAGGGAAUUAGAGAAGCUGAAAAAGGAAUUGUCUUCUGGACUACUGAGGUCCAAGAUGGGGGCAGAGCCAAUCUGUUCCAUAGAAGAAGUAAAAAUGGCAGGAAGAGAGAAACUGGAACACACACUACACACGGCUUUGCGUUUUGCUAAACAGUUGGAGCGGCUUUGUCAACAUUCCCAUAGAAGCAAGCCAAGUGAUCUCACACAGGAAGUGGCACGGACGCUCAUCAACUGCCUGCUGCUGGUGGAAAAGCAGCUGAAAGUCAUUCGUUCCAAUAUCAUUCAGGCAUUAACAGAUAGGCAGCAGUGGUGGGAGGAGUUAUCUGGGUGGCUACGAAUCAGGACUGCUUUAAUGAGGCAGGAGGCGGAGCUUAUAAUUCAGCUCACUAGCCAUGCAGUGGAGGAGCUGACAGCUGAUGGACAGCUGGAGUUUGAUCACAUGGAGAAGCUGAUCAGUGAGCUGCAGAGUCUGAUGAGUAAUGAGCUCCAGCGCUGCACUGAACAGGUCACAGAUCACACUCUGCAGCUGGUCAGUGAUCAAUGUAAGAAGAUCGACGUGAGGUUGAGGAAGAUGGUAAAGGCUCAAAACAAAGAGAGUCGCACGAUCCAAUCUCACGAUCAUCAAGACGCCCAGCAGGUUGCCAUGGCGAUGGCAGAGCUGAACUUAAAACACUGGAUGCAGAGACACGAAUUUGAACUACAGCAAGACAGAAAAGUGGCUGAUGCUGUGUGUGACCUGUGGAAGAAAUUGUUUUGUAGUUGUUCAGAAAGUGUCAGGAUGUUGUGGCGAGAAUGUGUUGUGAACAUGCUCACUACAAGCUCCGCCCAUUCUGAGGAACACAGCUGCACAUUUCUUAACAACGUGGAGCUUAAUUGGACCAAUCAGAUGCAGCAGAAGGAUAGCCACGCCCACCAUCAGCUGCAGAUGCUCAGAGAGCAGCUGGAGCAUCGCAAACAGAUUUGGGCUGAACAGGAAGCAUUAGCUACUGCAGCCAUCAAUCAUCUAGGCUACCUGAACAUGAAGAUUACUGUAGCAGUGAUUACCAGGCAGAAGGAACUAAGGGACAGUGUUGCGGUGAUUGAGGGAAAACAACGCCUCCUACUGUCAGAUCUCCAGCACCACUUAACUGCUCAACACUUCUAUAACACAACACUGAGAGAGAUGAUGACUAUACAGUUCUCACACACAGACACCCAGAGCCUCCAGCAGGAACUCCUGUCAGACCUCGAAAGAUCCUCUGAGCUCCUCCAAAGCCAUGCAGAGUUUCUGAUUGGCCACGCCCUCACGUGUAAUGUUCAACUGCGAUCGCUCAUUUCAGUACCGUCUGACAAGACAGCAGUAAAUGACGGACAGAAGGAGCAGCUGAUGAAGGCACUACGUGACAGUGUGUGUGUAUCAAGUGACACUCUUUCCACUAUCAUAAUGAAUUACUGCUCUCACCUUCAAACAGUCGUCACGGCAACGCAGCUCCGCCCACCACAACAACAUUCACAUUUGAGAGAGAGAUGGCAGAAGACAGCAGAGUGUGUGAAAUCUCUACAACGGGAACUCAACCACUGGGCUAGAAAACCACACUCAGCCGAGUUCUACAGAAGAGUUGAGCAGCAGAAGCAGCAUUUUCUCUCUGUUUGUGAGGCGGAGUGUGUGUGUGACAGGGUGGACCUGCAACACCAAAUACGAACGAUUAGUCAGGAGCUUCAGAAAGAAGAGGAGAGUUUUCUGUUUCGACUGGCAGCUCUAACAAGAUUUCCUGUGACAAACACACAAACAAACAGACAUGCAGGUACAGAGCAGAGUUUAGAGCCACUAAAGUACAGAGAGAACCUUCAGUAUUCCACACUGCCCUCUGCAGCAGACUGAUGAACAAUAAGGCCCAACGAGACACUCUGCAGUAAAUUUUUAUUAAAGGUUUUUU